AUGCUUCGGAAAGUAUGGUCUUCGUUGAACCAAUCCCCUGUAUCAUUCCAGAUUCUUUCUGACCUCCAUCUUGAGGUCAACCAACAAUACUCAUCUUACGAGAUACCCGCUUGCGCAGAGCAUCUUAUCCUCGCGGGCGAUAUCGGACGCUUAACGGACUAUGAAGAUUACCGCAACUUCCUACAGAGACUGACUGAUCGGUUCAAAUUAGUGUUUCUCGUACUCGGGAAUCAUGAGUUUUAUAAUGAGGCGUUUGAAACGAGCAUAGAAAAAGCAAAACGACUUGAAGAGGAUCCUGCACUCAAUGGACGGCUGAUCGUCCUCCAUCAGAAACGAUACGAUGUCCCAAACUGGUCAGUUGAUGACCAUAAUGCACGCCAUGAUUCUGAUUAUUCCUGGUUGAUGAAGGAGAUACAUUCGAUACAACAGGAGAAUGAAUCAGCGGGGAAGCGCAGUAGGCAACGGUCUAUCCUUGUUGUGACGCACCAUGCGCCUUCGCUUCAGGGGACCUCUAGUCCCAAACAUGCUCAGAGUCCUUGGAGUGUUGCCUUUGGGACUGAUAUUCUUUCGAAGAUUCCUGGUGGAGUGAAAGUCUGGGUAUUUGGGCAUACCCAUUACACUACUGAUUUCAUGGAGAAGGGGGUAAGAGUUAUGAGCAAUCAACAGGGGUAUGUGCUGCCUUGGACUGAUCCGAAAGCACACAGCGGGUUUGAUGUGAGGAAGCCACCAUCGGAAUGGUGGUGUGUCGGGGCUUACCCCAGGUUGUGCGGCUGGGAGCAACAGCCGCCUGUGAGUAAAGUCCAUCAUGCGGAUAGUCCCAUCGUCAUCAUCUCAUCAUUAACGCCACCUUUGGACCAUAUAUCAUGCCGGGCCCGUGCCCCAGUUCGCUUCUGUCUUGUACUCGAUUGCCGUUCGAAUCCCGUCUCGCGCCUUGCGGAAGCUGCCAAGGAGAAGGUUGCGCCCAGUACCUCCUCCAAAGCCAAGGAUCCCAGUGCAAACUGGACCCCGGAGGAGAUGUUUGAAACAACGUUGGAUAGGAACGGCAACCCAGUGCCCAAUGAUUCCUAUAUCGACGUGGACAAAAUGAGAAAGGGACGACAAGGCCCAGACGAAGGAGAUGUCUUCGAGGCCGCAAAUGAGGACUUCGACUAAGUCCAGCCCGGUGGGAAUGAUGACGCUGGAGGCGUCCAUAGAGGGAGCAACGCGGCUAUAUGAUAUGAGACCAUGCGGAAUGUUCGAUGCUGUCAGUCACUCUUUGCAGGACAAGAGCGGUGGAUGCUGAGACAUGAG
Molecule: messenger RNA, 1290 nt
Organism: Aspergillus vadensis CBS 113365
Lineage: Eukaryota; Fungi; Ascomycota; Eurotiomycetes; Eurotiales; Aspergillaceae
Exons: 7
Coding region: 1-1152 (383 amino acids)
Molecular function (GO): hydrolase activity
Source: RefSeq, a predicted model, not a curated record